GCAAUUUAUCUAUUGCGCACAGCACCAUAACAGCUAUACAGUCGUCAACGAUUUUGGCAAUUUUAUUCUUUCAAAUCGUAAGUAUCAAUCGCUGUCAAAGACAUGUAUGGUACAAAUCUAAACGAUUUAUUAAAUAACCAAUUUUCAAAUAUUAUUAAAAAUCCAGACAUGUUUAAGAAACUAUUUAAUGAUUGCGUCAAUUAGGCUCCGGACUUUUCAGACUCAUAUAUUUAUGGAAUUUUUUAAGUAAAGAAAACGCCUAAAACGAAUCAAGGUUGUCAAUUUCGCCUAUAUAUUAGUUUAACAAUAUGUUUGAAGAUUAGUCUAUUUUUAGAGUUAUUUCUGAUGAAUCAAGCGCGAUUUAAAAUGUUCUUGGUUUCACCUAUUAACAAAAUCUUUCAUUACAGUUAAAGAUCAUCUAAAGCUUUGUCAAUAUGUCUUUCGGAGAAGAUCAACCAGAAGUAUGUUUGUUUAUAUUUAUACUACAAUACUCCCUAAAUUAACGUUGCGAUCUGCUCAAAAAUUAAAGCAAAUUCAUGACUACAUCUCUAUUGUAAAAGAAUAUUCUUAUUUUAUCGUCCACCCGGAAUGCCUAUAAAAUAAUUUUUUUAAAUUGACAGUAUUAAACAAUGUUUAAUACUGUUUAUUCUUACGCAACUAUGUCAGAUAGAACUCACUGAGCUGAUAGUGCUCAAUGUGUCGUUAAAGAAACGACCACAUUGAGCACAUAAUUAGUACUACUCAUUUGUCACUGCUACCUCAUAGCAAGAACGAAUAUAAUAUUUAACAAAAUGUCGAAGAGAUGGAAUUGACUGCCGACUUGAUUAAGGAAAUACAUUCUGGAAACAAGACAUUAAAUCUUUUAUAAGUGAAAUUUUAGAUUUUCCGUUGAGCUUUGAUCUACAGUGAAAGAAAAAAUAUUUUCAAGUUAGCUUCUUAAGGAAACUGUACAGAUUAAUCCUUUUUUAAAAAAUACUAUGUUUUAUUUUUUAUACUUAAGAUUUGCCUUUGAUUUUUGAGCUAAAAGAUAGAUGGCAAAAGCUCAUAUAUGCGUUUAUUUAGACGACACGAACUUUUCUAUAACAUCCAAGUUUUAUAUACUAUAUCGAAUAUCUUUUGCAUUUAGUCAUACUUUUCGAGCCAAAAUCAAAGCGUUUAAUGAACGCUUUUGUCUUGUAUAAAUAUAACAAUAGUUUAUUAACUCUCGGCUAAUAAUCCAUUGACUAUUUUUAUUUUAGUGCCCACUCUGUAUGGAAAGUUUCGAACCAGACGACCUGAGUUUUUUUCCCUGUACUUGUGGUUAUCAAAUUUGCCGUUUUUGUUGGCAUCGGUUACGAACGGAGGAAAAUGGCUCCAAUGGUCUGUGCCCGGCCUGUCGUAAGCAAUACGCAGAAGAUCCCGCUGAAUUUAAACCACUCAGCGAAGAUGAAGUGCAUCGUAUCAAAAAGGAGAGGCGGUUGCAAGAUUCUCAAAGAAAACAUAAAGCAGCCGAAAGUCGUAAACAUUUAGCAAACGUUCGUGUGAUGCAACAUAAUCUCGUCUUCGUUGUCGGCUUACCUCCUCGAUUGGCCGACUCGGAAAUUUUAAAGAAACAAGAAUAUUUCGGAAAAUUUGGAAAAAUUCAUAAGGUCGUCAUUAAUCCCUCAACCAACUACGCUUCAACCCAGGGCAAAGUUAAAGACAAGGGGCCCAGCGUCAGUGCUUAUGUGACGUUUAUGAAAUCCGAAGACGCUCUGAAAGCCAUUCGGAAUGUUAACAAUAUACACGUUGAUGGAAGAACAUUAAAGGUCUCUCUUGGUACAACGAAAUACUGUAGUCACUUUCUCAAAGGCUCGGCGUGUACAAAGACUGAUUGCAUGUACUUACACGAAUUGGGCGAUCAGAAUGCUAGUUUUACAAAAGAGGAAAUGCAACAGGGGAGACAUUUGGAAUACGAACAAAAACUUUUCGAUCUAUAUACCCAUAAUAAAAGAAAAUUUACUGAAUGUACGCAAGAAGAAAAACCUGAACCGAUAAAUCAUAUAGUUGAAGAAAAUAUCGACCGAUUAAAAAAGCAUUUAAAUACUAAUGGCAGAAUAAAAAAUGAUGUAACUUAUGUGAAUGGAGCACAAAAUGGUUUGGCAAAGCCGCAUUCAACAUUAGAUGUAUUAGGACAUGACAACGCAAUAUCGAGAUUAUCACCUAACAGUAGUAAUUCGCCCUAUUCAUCCUUUUCCUCUUCAUCAUCUCCAACAGAAAUAAGUUCAAAAUCGGAAGUGAGUAAUACAACCAAACCUGGUCAUAAUUCAAAUUCUACAGCCGAAAUUCGAGCACAACCAAUAUUUAGAGAAUUACAAAACCCUCUGCCAAGCCACUGGCAUAUCGAAAGAGAGCUUUUAUCUAGCAAUCAUGACGAUGACUUAGGUUUUGAUCCUUGGGCAGAAUCUGCCAAAGGCUUAGCGGAUUUGGUUCAGAGAGAAACCAAUAGAAAGAAUUUAGCAGCUGUUAACCAAAGCUUACCAAAUGUUGAGCAACGUACGGAACUUAGAAAGCCGCCGAUGUAUCCAUGGGCUACAAACGGAGUUGGAAUUGGCAAUGGUUCACUCAGUUAUCCAGUAGUUGAAAAUGGUCUCUGCAGGAAUAAUCUAUUUCAUAAUAUUCAACCUCCCUUUCCAAUGAUGAAAGAGGAUGAAGUUGAAGAACGUGAGAACGACGAACUGCUUAACGCCUGCAUGAACCUAAAUGCCCAGGAGACAUCGAACCUUCAACAAAACACGCAAACUACUCGAGAACUUCAAGAGGGUUUUAGGGCCCUUCUUCCUGCUGGCGUCAAUAUUCGAUUUGGUAAUUCAGACAAUGUCAAAACCCAAUCCAAUGGAAGACAUCUGUGGUACGAUCACGUCUUUCAACAGACUUUUAACGAUCCGGCUAUUGUCAGCGCAGGUAUUUCCUUAAAUGGUCAUUAUAACAAUAAUAUGGUCAACUUCGAUCGAAUGCCACCUCCCGGCUUCAGCUCUCCCAAUGUCAUCGAACAAAACUGAAAGCACGACGAAAAUGGUAAAGUUUUUAAGGAUGAUCAUUAAAGAAAAGGAUAUAUAUAUAUAUCUAUAUAUGUAUGUAUAUGUAUAUGUAUAUAUAUAUAUAUAUUUAUUUAUAUUUUAUUAAAUUUAUAUAUAUAUAUAUAUAUAAA
Dimorphilus gyrociliatus is the source of this 3169-nucleotide messenger RNA. The record is from the annotation of a GenBank genome assembly. Lineage: Eukaryota; Metazoa; Annelida; Polychaeta; Dinophilidae.